Spodoptera littoralis (African cotton leafworm) is the source of this 1323-nucleotide messenger RNA. NCBI's taxonomy places the organism in Eukaryota, Metazoa, Arthropoda, Insecta, Lepidoptera, Noctuidae. The record is from the annotation of a GenBank genome assembly.
AUGGCAUCAUCCAAUACUUUGCAAAAGGCCAUUGACCUUGUCACAAAAGCUACUGAAGAAGACAAGAACAAAAACUAUGAAGAAGCUCUGCGUUUAUAUGAGCAUGGUGUAGAAUAUUUUCUGCAUGCCGUCAAAUAUGAAGCUCAGGGCGAAAGGGCUAAGGAAAGUAUAAGAGCCAAGUGCCUACAGUACCUUGAUAGAGCCGAAAAACUCAAAGAGUACCUCAAAAAAGACAGCAAGAAGAAACCAGUCAAGGAUGGAGAAUCCAACUCCAAAAGCGAAGAUAAAAAGAGCGACAGUGACAGUGAUUCCGAUAAUCCUGAGAAGAAAAAGCUUCAAGGAAAACUUGAAGGUGCUAUUGUAGUGGAGAAACCUCAUGUGAAGUGGAGUGACGUGGCUGGGUUAGAGGCAGCUAAGGAAGCUUUGAAAGAAGCUGUUAUCCUCCCCAUUAAAUUCCCUCAUCUCUUCACAGGUAAAAGAAUACCUUGGAAGGGAAUCUUACUCUUCGGACCCCCUGGUACUGGUAAAUCUUAUUUGGCUAAAGCUGUUGCUACUGAAGCCAAUAACUCAACAUUCUUCUCUGUCUCUUCCUCCGAUCUGGUUUCCAAGUGGCUUGGUGAGUCUGAGAAGUUAGUGAAGAAUCUCUUCGAGCUAGCUCGCCAACACAAACCUAGUAUCAUAUUCAUUGAUGAAAUAGAUUCUCUAUGCUCAUCUCGAUCCGACAACGAGUCUGAAUCGGCUCGACGAAUCAAAACCGAAUUUCUUGUACAGAUGCAAGGUGUAGGCAACGAUAUGGACGGUAUUCUAGUUCUUGGAGCUACAAAUAUCCCGUGGGUACUUGACUCUGCUAUCAGGAGACGUUUUGAGAAGCGUAUUUACAUCGCACUACCUGAAGAACAUGCGCGUUUGGACAUGUUCAAGUUGCAUUUAGGAAACACAAGGCAUCAACUCACAGAGCAGGAUUUGAAAGUGUUAGCUACUAAAACUGAAGGAUACUCUGGUGCUGACAUCUGUAUUGUAGUUCGAGAUGCGUUGAUGCAGCCGGUGCGUAAAGUGCAGUCUGCUACACAUUUCAAGAAAGUCUCUGGCCCCAGCCCGUUAGACCCUAAUGUUAUCGCAAAUGAUCUUCUAACUCCUUGCUCUCCUGGCGACCCAGGCGCGAUGGAAAUGACUUGGAUGGAUGUACCUGGUGAUAAAUUGAAUGAACCUCCAGUAACAAUGUCGGACAUGCUGCGCUCGCUAGCUAUUUCGAAACCCACUGUAAAUGACGAAGAUAUGGUCAGGCUUAGGAAGUUCAUGGAAGAUUUUGGCCAGGAAGGAUAG